UGUCCCCUCUCCUCUCUUCUUUAUCUUUCUCCUCUCUGUCUUUCUUUCUGCUUCUUAUUUAUUUUUACUUUUUUUUUAGGUCAAACGGCUGUCUCCUUUUUGCUUAUUUACAGCCUUUACUUAAAUUUAUAUGUCUACUUUUCCUCCCAAUAUUCAAAUUAUUCUUUUUUGAGGGCCACCAUCUUAAAAACCUUCCCCUUUUCGCAUAACUUUUAUUUUUUCGAAAGCUUUUUGGUGGCUUUUUUGGUUGGAAAGUGACGCCUUUUUGCCACUUUUUUUCAUAUUUUUAUAAAACAAACGUCAUUUCUUUCCAAAAUAUUUUUUAAAAAAUAAUAUUAAAAAUAUAGUAAGUAUUUGGUUUCGUUGCCUAUUUUUUCUUCAAAAAAAUUUUUUUUUAAUUUCCAAUUUUUAUUUUUCCUUCGCGGAAAUUUUAAAAUUUAUUUUUCUCAAUUAAAAGCAUUUUGUUUUAUUUUCCUCUUUUGACAUAAUUAUAUGUUAUACUUUUAUUUUUUUUAAAAACGUCUUCUCGUCUCUUAAAUGACAAUUAUUUCCGUAACAAUUUUAUUAAAAAAAUUUUUUGCUAAAUCUUGCAAUUACAUUUACUUUUUAUUUUGGUUAAGCCACAAGAUUGAACCAGUAAAUUUUGAUGGUUUUGAUGCGAGGCGAAAUUCUUCGUGUUCCAAUGUUUUUUUUCUAAUUUCAGAAUUCUUUAAAAAAUUCCAAUUUUUCGAUAUUCGAAAGUUAGUAGUUCCGAUUUUAACGGAACUACUUUACGUAAAAGUUUGGAUGACCAUCUCCCAUUUUUCUUGUUUCCCUGACCAUUUUGAGCUUUUUGUUAUGAUUUUAUUUUAUAUCAUUCGAAGGAACAUCUCGAGCAGGUCGAUGAUAUCGGCUAGUUUUGAUGGGGGAUGGUCAGCCAAAUUAUUGCCCUAAUUAUAACGGAACCCCCCUCCCUCCCCAAGACCUCUAGUUUUGUUAUGAAUUCUAAAGGAUUGUGUUAAUUUUUGACUUAAUUUAUUUCUUUUCUAAACAGAAAAAAAUUAUAAAAAAAAUUUUAUAUCCAAAUUUUAUAUUAUUGGAGCUGCUAAAAUUCUUCCCUUUAGAACCCUUUUAAAAUGAAUUCCCCAAAUUUGCAACGUACAAGAGAAAGGAGAAGUAAAAUAAUUUUUAAAAGAUUGAGAAAAAAGAGAAGAAAAGAAGGGAAAGAAUUUAAUAAAAAAUUAAUAAAAAAUAAAAGAAUAUUUUCAACAAAAAUAUUUUUAAUUUUAUUUUCAACAAUUUUAUUAAAUGAAUUUAUUUUAAAUAAUGUUGAGGCUAUUCGUUGUUAUUGUACAGAUGAGCAUUGUGUCCCUUAUGGUGUUUGUGAAUCAAAUGUUUGUUUGGUUGGAUUGCUUAGGGCUAAUAAUGCAGUAAUCAGAACGUGUGGCAGUCAAUCAUUAGGUUGUCAAAGAAAUGUGGAUAGAUGGAGCCAUUUAUGUUCUUGUGACGAAAAUUUUUGCAAUACUUUUUUAUUUCUCAAAGCAAAUACAAAUAUUGACGGGCCUAGAAAUCGUCUUUCAUUAGAAAACCCUUCAAAUAAACAGUCUGACUCGUCAGAUCAAAGAAUAUUUGAAAGAGUAGAUCAACCAUCUAGUGGAGAAUUUGCAACGUUUGACCAUCAAUUAGAUAAUGAGCCAAUGCCAAUCAAAAAUUCAAAUUUGCUCACUCUUCUGUUAGUCAUUGUCCCCCUCUCUGUUGGAGCUGCAGCGGUUGUUGUUGUUGCUAUUAAUUAUUAUUGUCAUCUUUGUUAAUUUUUUAUAUCUUUUUUUUAUAUCUUUUAUUGUUAGUAUAAGGUUUUUAUUUUUAUUAACACUAGAAAUCCCGUGAUCCCUCUUAAAAUUGAAAAGAUGAAAAGUUUUGGGAAUAAAUAAAAUUUUUUCCUAAAAAUUAAAACAGUCGGGCCUCACUUAUGCAACGCU
This is a messenger RNA of Meloidogyne enterolobii, 1958 nucleotides long. The record is from the annotation of a GenBank genome assembly. Lineage: Eukaryota; Metazoa; Nematoda; Chromadorea; Rhabditida; Meloidogynidae.